Messenger RNA from Cladophialophora bantiana CBS 173.52, 471 nucleotides. RefSeq lists its product as uncharacterized. The coding region runs from base 1 to 471 and encodes 156 amino acids. The transcript has a single exon. The record is from RefSeq and is a predicted model, not a curated record. NCBI's taxonomy places the organism in Eukaryota, Fungi, Ascomycota, Eurotiomycetes, Chaetothyriales, Herpotrichiellaceae.
AUGGAAAUGAGGCUGAGGCCUGAGUCUGCAAGGAGAUUAAGGAUCAAAAAUCCGGAUUUGAAAGGGGAGAUCCUGGACAAGCUUAUCAACGGGGCCCAUGGAAUGUUUAGAUGGAUUGCCGUACAGCUCGAUUACUUCUGCGACCUGCCAUCAGAUUUCGACCUUCAAGAAGCCUUGAAAUCGCUCCCUCCCGAUUUCUUUUCAUCUUAUGCACGCCUCCUAGUUCGCAUCAACAAGAUGACAACAACAACUCAAGACGUUGUGGCACGUGUACUGAAAUGGAUCACACAUAAUAUUAUACCUGUGGAAGCCCUGCUCGAAGCCUUGUCAGUGAAGCCUGGGAUUCGUCGUUUGGAUCCGACAAAAAGACUUGACGUGGAUGAAAUUCUCAUGUUUUGCGGAAACCUGGUGCGCUUAACGUCGGAUGGGAGAUAUAUUGAACUGGCACAUUUACGGUCAAAGAAUUUUUGA